AUGAGCAACGCUGAGAUAAUUGGUUCUACUAAUCUUAUAAUUCUGCUAGAGGAUGAAAUCUUUGCCGAUUUUUUCAACACAUUUCUUUCUCUUCCGGUUUUUGGUCAAACACCAUUUUACACUGUUGAAAAUUCACAAUGGAGCUUGUGGCCAGAAAUACCUUAUGACUUGGUUGCCAAGUACAAAGGAUUAUUGACGUGGUUGGAAAAAUACAGGUUACCUUUCUUCUGUAAAACAAACUUGUGUUUCCAUUAUAUUCUCUGUCAGGAGCUUAUCAGUUUCAUUAAGUCCCCAGAAGGAGCCAAGAUGAUGCGAUGGAAAAAGGCAGACCAGUGGCUACUCCAGAAGUGCGUUGGCGGGGUCAGGGGGAUGUGGCGCUUCUGCUCCUACCUCAAGGGCAGUGCAGGUGAAGAGUUGGUGGAUUUCUGGAUCCUUGCCGAGAAGAUCCUGAGCAUAGACGAGAUGAACCUGGAAGUGAGAGACUACUACCUGUCCCUCCUUCUCGUGCUGAAGGCCACCCAUCUGCAGGAGGGUUCCAGGGUGGUCACUCUCUGCAACAUGAACAUCAAGUCCCUCCUGAACCUCUCUAUCUGGCAUCCUAACCAGUCAACCACCAGGAGGGAGACCCUGAGCCACAUGCAGAAAGUAGCUCUGUUCAAACUCCAGAGCUAUUGGCUUCCCAACUUUUACACCCACGCCAAGAUGGCCAUGGCCAAGGAGGAAGCGUGCCAAGGUCUGAUGCAGGAAUAUGAGACUCGCCUGUGCAGUAUUUGCUACACCCACGCAGGGGGGCUCCCUCUGAACAUGACCAUCGAUAAGCACCACCACUUUCAGAAGAAGUACUCGAGCAAGAAAGCCAAGAGAAAGAUGUGGCAACUCUCAGAUUCUGUCUCUUGGUCUCUGGACAUGGACUUUGAGCCAGAUACCCACACUAUGGCCCCGCAGAAGAUGUGUCCUCAAGAGAAGGUGGUUGUACAAGUGCCUUCCCUGAAAGUGGCUUCUUCAAAGGAGAGAACAAUCAGUCCCCUGGGAAAGGAUAGUCAUCGUGCCAGGAAGUCCAGCAUGAAGAAGAAGGCCAAGAGUCACCUCCACAUGGAGGGCCUCUUUGAGAGGAAGUUCGCUACCCACCUGAGGACUGCCACCCCCAUCAUCAAUUACUCCUCCCAUCUAAGUAUGAAGAAGAUCAUCAGGCAAAACCUCUCCAUUGGGUAUACCCACUGGGCCUUGUGUGCUGAUGCCUAUGCAGGAAAUCCUUUCCGGAACCACCUGAAGCAGCUGGAUUUGAAAGUGGAGAUCCAACUUCUGGACCUCUGGCAGGACCUGCACCAUUACCUCAGGGUCCUGAUGAAUAACCGGAAGAAUGGGGAUGCCAUAUUUCGUCACAUGCUGGGUAACAGAAUCUGUGAGCUCUACCUGAAUGAGCAGGUUGGUCCAUGCUUACCACUCAAAUCCGAAAUCAUUCAGGGCCUGAAGGAACUGCUGCCUUCUGGGAAUGUGAACCCCUGGAUUCCCAAAGCCCAGAAGGAGAUCUGCCAGAUGCUCAGCCCCUGGUAUGAUGAAUUCCUGAAUGAAGAGGACUACUUGUUUCUCAUUUUUACAACUCAGCACAGGCUCAUCACUGCCAAGUGGCAUAAAAAAGACUCUAUAAGCAACGAAGAGAAUACCCUUCUUUAUAAGAGGGUUCAGAAAUCUCUGGAAUUAAGCCAGGCUUUGGCUAGCAUGGAGGAAAUGGAUUCUAUGCAGUGGCAAAAGAUAGCUACCGAAGACCUGAGACAAGGAGGGUCUCUCCAGGUAGAGCUGUCGCCCCCAGUGUUUCUAGUAGAUCUGAGCAAAAUGCCCUUUGAGGAGCUCUGCUAUAAGAAUCCAAAGAUGGCCAUAGAGAAAAUAAGUGAUGACUACAAAACGUAUUGUGAGAAAGCACCCAAAAUGGAUUUUACAGUAAAAUUUAUCAAGGAACCAAAGAUACAUGUACCACCAACACAAAGGAAAUUGUGCUUCAAAAGAACUGGUUUAACAAAGCCCUCAAUUAGACCCAGAAACUUGACAGAAGUCCUCCUAAAUACACAGCACUUGGAGUACUUCAAGGAGUUCCUCAAAGAACGGAAGGCUGAAAGCCCAUUGCAAUUCCUGAUAGCCGCACACAAGAUCAGCAUGGAAACCAAUGAGAAGACUUAUAAGUCUCUUAUGGAAAAUGUAAUGAAGACUUUCUUCCACAGCAAACUCUCUCCUGAAGAAAUACUGCAGUGUGAUGCCCCUAUGGUCAAAGAAACCGCUCGCAUGCGUCAUAUCACCACGACCAUGUUGUUAAUGCUCCAGGGCUAUGUCAUGAGGUCGGUGGAAGAAAAGUGGUUUAAAGAUUACCAAGAACUGUUUCCACCUUGCUCUCAGGAGUUGGAACCUCAAAUACCAACUUCACCUAGGAAGCCCUCCAAGACAGUAGCAGUUCACCUACAUGACUCCCAGAAGAGGGGCUGGCUGAAAAUAGUCAGCUUUAUCAAGAGCUUUUGCAAGUACCGCAGAUUUAUGUUGAAUCCUAGUAAACGCCAGGAAUUUGAAAACUAUCUUCACCUGGAAAUGCACAAUAAAGAAAAUUUCUCCACUUCGCCAUCUAACAUUUCAGGACGCCCAGCCUCAACUUCCGCAAAUGUCCGGAGUGCAGAACAAGAGAAUGGAGACAUAACCCUUAUAAAGCGCCGUAUAUUUGCCCACAGGGUUAUCAUCAUUAACUUUGCAGUCAAUGAUAUAAAUUUCUUUUCUGAAAUGGAGAAGUUUAAUGAGUUGGUGAGUUCAGCUCACAUGCUGCAGGUCAACCGAGCAUACAACAAGAAUGAUGUGAUCCUCAUGCGGUCCAAAAUUAACAUUAUUGUAAAGCUCUACCUGCAUUCUGACAUCCCGCCAAAGUUGAGGGUGAAUAUCCCUGAGUCCCAGAAGGAUGCCAUCCUUGCUGCCAUCACAGAGGGCCAUCUGGAUCGGAGCAUCUUCCAUGGGUCUAUCAUGACUAUCUUCCCCACCAUCAUGUACUUCUGGAAAAGGUUUUGUUCCUGGAAGGCAACCCGCUCUUACUUACAGUACAGGGGGAAGAAGUUCAAGGAGAAAAUAAGUCCUCCCAAGACGACGUACAAGUACCCUCAUUCUACUGCAGGAGACCAGGCCAUCUUAAGGUUCACCUUGGUCAGAGGUGUUGAGUGGUUGUUGCCUCAACAGCGGGAAGGAGGGACAACUCCAAUCCCAAAUUCUUCAUCAAGCAACCUUACCCAGCCAAGAGGUGUGCUAUCUAGUGUGCAGCUGUAUCCUGUCCAGGGGCAAAAAGUACCCACCAACAAAAAGGAGAAGUAAUCAAGUCAGGCCCCCAACAGAGGCAAAUCAUCCCUCAGAAGCCUCCUAACACUGACAGAACUUUCUCUGGAACCCGCUCAGACCAGAGUGACGGAAAGAGGCGGAGGAAAGCACAAAGAGCGAGAGACUGACACCUGCCUUCGCCUUCAGAAGAGCCUGUUCAGACGUGUGUCCGGGAGUGAUGCGCAGUCUCGCCUCUU
Lemur catta (Ring-tailed lemur) is the source of this 3536-nucleotide messenger RNA. It is a transcript of the gene RGSL1, whose product is annotated as regulator of G protein signaling like 1. The record is from RefSeq and is a predicted model, not a curated record. The coding region runs from base 1 to 3336 and encodes 1111 amino acids. The transcript is spliced from 23 exons. NCBI's taxonomy places the organism in Eukaryota, Metazoa, Chordata, Mammalia, Primates, Lemuridae.